Ramularia collo-cygni is the source of this 540-nucleotide messenger RNA. RefSeq lists its product as uncharacterized. Gene Ontology annotation, biological process: transmembrane transport. Lineage: Eukaryota; Fungi; Ascomycota; Dothideomycetes; Mycosphaerellales; Mycosphaerellaceae. The coding region runs from base 1 to 540 and encodes 179 amino acids. The transcript is spliced from 2 exons. Gene Ontology annotation, molecular function: transmembrane transporter activity. The record is from RefSeq and is a predicted model, not a curated record.
AUGACUCUACAACCGGAUUCUCCCGCAGGAUACUGGAUCGGCUACCAAAUCCUCUUCGCAGCCGGAAUAGGCAUGAGUCUCGAACAAUGCAACGUCGCAGUCCAACGCGUCCUUCCCUCUCAUCACCUCCCCGUAGGAAUGAGCCUUACGAUUUUCGCACGCUCGCUCGCUGGGACUUUCGCAUCUGCUCUAGGCCAGAAUGUCUUUCAGAGCACUUUAGCUAAAGAAUUGGGUGAAAUUCUUCCAGUAGAGGAUUUUCAGGGCAAUGUUGGUGUUACUGCUAUGAUUGAUGCACUGCAGAGGAAAUAUGGACGGGAUGUGGCGUUUUAUGAGGAGAUUUUGAGAAGGGUGAAUUUUAGUGUUACGAGAUGUUUUAUGGUGGUUUUGGUUAUGGCUUGUUUGAGUUUGCCUUGCGCUGCGUUGGUGGAGUGGAAGAGUGUUGGGGUUGAUGAUAAGGAAAGGGUGGAGGAGGAGGAUUGUUGUUGGGUGGAUGGGAAUUAUGGGUCUGAGGAGAGGUUGUGUGGGAAGGAGGGUGGUUGA